AUACUGUUCCUAAGCUGAGAGGAGGUGAGGAGUAUAUAAGGGCUGUUCAAGGCUCAGACUGAUCUUUACAGCCUGCAAGGAAACCUACACAGAACUGUCUAACUUUAUUGACUCCUCACAAAUCACCCAAACGUCAUUGGGAGAAAUACUGGAAACUUUUAACACAGAGUUAAUUGAUUGCAGAACUAUGGGUAAAAUGUUCUGGGUGGUGUCAGUCUGUCUGUUCCAGCUGGUGGUCUACACAGCAGCCCAGACCGGUGGGCUCGUGGUUCAGUCAGUGCCACCGGUGAUUGGGGGAGACAUGGUUAAGACCAAACUGAAGGAGAUUGUGUCUCUGACCUGUGAGUCAGCGGCCAGGGAAGAAGCCGCUAUGGAGCUAGAGUGGCUAAGGAACGGGGUGCAGGUGAGCCUGGCGGAGGGUAACAAGUUGGGCCGCAGCAGCCUCUGUGUCAGCCCUGUCACCCUGAAAGACCAUGCAGCCAUCUUUACCUGCCAGCUGAAGGGUGAUGCCAGUGUCAAUGCCUCAGUCACUCUGGAUAUCACAUAUGCCCCAGGGCUUUCCGGGUCGGAGGAGGUGUCCGUGGAAGAGGAGGCAGAGCUUGCACUGGAGUGCAAUGUCCAUGCCAAUCCCGUUGUCUCUGUGUCAUGGCAACAGCAUGGAAAAGCACUCGACCUAUCAGGAGGCAAAUUUGUGGUGACCAAUGAUGGCUACAAGUCCCGUCUAACCGUGCUCCGAGUGGACAGAAGUAUGCACCAGGGCACCUAUGUAUGUGUGACAUCAUCCGACGUCCACGGAACCCAGAGCCAGACCUUCAAUGUCACCGUCACAGAUAAGACGAUAAAGUUUCCUCUGAUGCCAAUGAUAGCAGGGCUGGUGGUGGUGUUCUGCACCAUCCUGCUUGCUGUGGUGUCCCGUUGGAAGAAGAUCACACAGUGCUGCAAGUAGAGAAGGUACCCUUUGAACUGUCCAGGUCUCUAACCCUGUCCAAUCAACAUUGGGGAUAUGGUUUGGUGUUUGCUGUUUGACAGCAGCUUGUAUCUAGUACCUAAGUAUCCACAGGUUAUCUGGACUGUACCAUUCGUACUGUGUCUCUUUCUAAUUGAUUAGAUCUGGCAUUGUCAUUAAAUACUUGAUGAGAGAAGGAUGUAUUUCUUAAUCUCUACCUUGACGUGCUUGACCAUUUCAUAUGUUUGUUGGUGUUGUUAAUUUGAUAUUGUAUUUAUUUCUUCAGCUAGUCUACUAGUUCAAAUGGUUCUAUAUAUCAACAAUAUUAGUGUAGAAAAAAAAGGUCCUAUAGGUAGAACUAUUUAUUUUAGAGUUAAUUUGGGGAUACUAGAAUCGAAUGAUGUGUGUGCAAAAACGUGUAUGUGAAGGGUGGCAUGAUUACCUACAUUUAGUAGGUGAUUUUGUUA
Hypomesus transpacificus is the source of this 1413-nucleotide messenger RNA. It is a transcript of the gene tmigd1, whose product is annotated as transmembrane and immunoglobulin domain containing 1. Gene Ontology annotation, biological process: cell-cell adhesion. Lineage: Eukaryota; Metazoa; Chordata; Actinopteri; Osmeriformes; Osmeridae. Gene Ontology annotation, molecular function: cell adhesion molecule binding. The transcript has 6 exons. Gene Ontology annotation, cellular component: cell-cell junction. The coding region runs from base 188 to 946 and encodes 252 amino acids. The record is from RefSeq and is a predicted model, not a curated record.